AAAGUCGCGACAACUCCAAGCACAUGCCCACCCUCUAGUUGCGCCUUGCCCCCCUACUCCAAUCAUGGCAAGUCCCCAGGUGCACAACGGCACUGCCAAUGGCCCAGUCACCAAACGCCAAAAAACACAGAGCAAUGGCGAAAGGAGCUCUGCGCAGCUUGUCCGCCAGUCCAAGAUAUUCGCGCCUUUUAGGACAGUAGGCCUUGUAUCUCCUACAGCUGUUCCCUUCACUGCGCUUCCACUCGGCAAGACUACUUUCCAGAUCACAACCUCCGUCGGCCGCUCCCUCCAGACAUAUGACCUCAAGCGCGGACUUAACCUUGUCUUCAUUACCCGACCCCAGACGCCCGAGGAUAUCUCUGCGACACUAGCAUGGAAAAAAGUCGUCUUUGCCGCCUGGUCAGGACCGAAGAAGAAUUCUGAACGCGGCGUAUGGAUCUUCCAGCGUGGAAAAAAGGUCGCCGAGCUCGAGCUACCUCGUGGCGGCAUCGAGCGCAUCGGAAGACUGGUGGUCCUUGGAGAAUGGAUUGUAGGAUGCGGCGAUACCAAGAUUGAAGUCUGGCGAACUAGCUCUCUAGAGCACUACACUACUCUCCAAGGAGUUUCCUCCAGCCCACUCUCUGGCUGCAUCUGCAACAUGCCAACAUACCUCAACAAAAUCUUUGUCGGCCGCAAAGACGGAUCAGUUGAGAUAUGGAACAUCAGUACCGGAAAACUAUUGUACACGCUCCUCCCGCCCGCUGCUGACUUUGGCUCUGUGACCGCACUGCAGCCAACACCCGCCUUGUCGCUCCUCGCCAUCGCAUACGAGUCCGGCCCAAUCACAAUACAUGAUAUUCGCACAGACAAGGAGAUCAUGCGCCUAAAUACCGGCGGCUCGCAGAAGCACCCAGUGACGUCCAUCUCCUUCAGAAGUGAUGGACUAGGUGCUGGUGAUGAUGGUCGUGAAGACGGUGUCAUGGCGACGGCUAGCAGUGACAGUGGAGACAUUACCUUUUGGGACCUGAACAAGGGUGGUCGCAAAAUGGGUACCCUGCGAGGCGCACACGGCCCACCUCCAUCUGCGAGUGGUGGAGUUGGGGGUGGCAUCAGCAAGAUUGAAUUUCUCGUUGGCCAGGCAGUAAUUGUAUCAAGUGGCUUGGACAACUCGCUGAAGAGCUGGAUCUUUGACGAGACGCCCUUCUCACCCGUCCCGCGCAUCCUGCACUCUCGUGGUGGGCAUGCUGCACCAGUUUCGACUCUCCGUUUCCUCCCCUCCAACUCAGACGGUUCAGAUGAUAUUGGUAAGUGGCUCCUUAGCGCAAGCAAAGAUCGCAGUCUCUGGGGUUGGAGUCUGCGAAGAGAUGGACAAAGUACAGAGCUCAGCCAGGGUGCUGUUCAGAAAAAGGCAAAGAAGAUGGGCUUGCUGAAUGGAAGUGCUGAGACAUCAAAGCACCACACCAAGUUGGAGGAUCUGAAGGCCCCCGCAAUUACUUGUGUGGCCUGCUCCCUCAACCGCGAUGGUGGCAUGGGUGCCAUGCCAGGUGUAGUUGGCAUCUGGAACAACUCGUCAAAAGUGAAGGGCAAAGACAAGAAAGCUCCUGAGGUCAACAUGACUGGAUGGGAGAGCAUCGUUACCGGACACGAGGGCGACAAGACUGCAAGGACAUGGUUCUGGGGUCGCAAGCGAGCAGGAAGGUGGGCGUUUGAUACUGGCGACGGAACCGAAGUUAAGAGUGUCGCAAUCUCAUCUUGUGGCACAUUUGCUGUGAUUGGCUCCGCCGGUGGUUCCAUCGACAUGUACAACUUGCAGUCUGGCAAAUUCCGGCGAAAGUUUCCCGCUCGACUUACUUCAGUCGAGGCGAAGAAGUACAAGCUGCUGCAACUGGAGGCUGAAGAGGCUCUCGGUAGCGGAGAAGAUUCCCCGCGCAAAUUUGUCAAAGGAGAAGGAAAGCACAAAGGAGCCAUCACUGGCCUUGCCGUAGAUGCUCUGAACCGUACGCUUAUAAGUUGUUCGGACGAUGGCAAAGUCAAGUUUUGGGACUUUGCUACGGGCAUCCUGCUCCAUGAGAUUGAUUGGUAUCCUAUGACGAAGAUAUUCGGUAUGCGCUAUCACCGCAACAGUGACCUAAUAGCAUUGAGCUGUGAUGACGGCUCUAUCCGUGUUGUCGACAUUACUACCAAGAAGCUCAUUCGAGAGCUCUGGGCUUCUCGCUCCCAGACCGGAUUGCAAACACUCGACUACACUUUCUCGAGUGAUGGCCGAUGGAUCAUCUCUGCAGCUUCCGACUCCACUGUCAGGGUCUGGGAUCUGCCAACUGGCCAUAUGAUUGACGCAAUGAAGCUUCCUAGGAAGUGCAACACCGUGGCUUUCUCGCCUUCCGGUGAGUUCCUUGCCACGGGUCUAGAUGGUGAGGUCGGCGUGCACAUCUGGACCAACCGAACGCUCUUCACGCAUGUUUCGACGCGCCAGAUUACUGAGGACGACAUCGUCUCAGUCAGUGCACCCACAGCAUCUGGUGAAGGAGGUGUUGCCGUUGUGGAAGCUGCAGCCGAAGAGCAGGCAGGAGACGAGGACGAAGAUGAAAUUACCGUCCCCAUCAUGGAUCAACUCAGCGACAACAUCACGACUCUCAGUCUAGUCCCCAAAUCGCGUUGGCAAACCCUCCUCCACCUCGACGUCAUCCGCGCCCGCAACAAACCCAAAGAAGCACCCAAAGCGCCCGAAAAAGCACCAUUCUUCCUACCUUCUGUUGGCCAGAACCAGAUCCAGGGCGUAGAUGACAACAACAGCAAUGCCCUUGCCGCAUCCACCGAAUCCCAAGACACCAAAUCUCGCAUCUCCAGCUCAGCCCUCGCAUCCCGCUCCAGUGCUGCCACCGCCACCGACACAUUCAGCAGGCACCUCGCCCACGCCACCGAAACAGGCGACUACAUCCCUCUCCUAUCCCAAUUAUCCUCUCUCCCUCCUUCCGCCGCCGAUAUCGCCAUCCGCACCCUCGACACAACGGAGCCGUACACGGAACUCCGCACUUUUAUCAAGGCGCUCACUGCGCGACUGGCGCAGCGCCGCGAUUACGAGCUUGUGCAGGCUUGGAUGAGCGUUUUCCUGAGGUUACAUGGUGAUGUUGUGGUGUUGGAUGAGGAGGCAGUGGGAUUGCUGAGGAAGUGGCAGGAAGAGGCGAAGGGCGAAAGGGAAAGAGUAGGCGGGUUGGUCGGUUACAGUGUUGGUGUUGUGGGGUGGGUGAGGAGCGCGAGGUAGAGGCUAGAAUGGGGCGUGGUUGGUGAGAGGUUAGCCCGGUUUGAUCUGUGGGAAAUGAAAAAUGUUGGUGUUUAUUAUGGUCGUCUGGUAUGUUGAGAGGCAAGUAGCUUAGGUAAUCAAGCUAAGAUGAUCAACCGUUGUUUCUCUGCA
Molecule: messenger RNA, 3391 nt
Organism: Bipolaris sorokiniana ND90Pr
Lineage: Eukaryota; Fungi; Ascomycota; Dothideomycetes; Pleosporales; Pleosporaceae
Exons: 3
Coding region: 65-3241 (1058 amino acids)
Biological process (GO): rRNA processing
Cellular component (GO): small-subunit processome; Pwp2p-containing subcomplex of 90S preribosome
Molecular function (GO): protein binding
Source: RefSeq, a predicted model, not a curated record